CAGGCCGGUGAGACUUGCAGUGACAGGCAGCGCGCCCUGCAGACCGUGCUCCAAGGCACAAUAGAAGAGAGCAGCUAUUGCUUGCUCAACGAUGUUUUCUUAGUGGAGUUUCCCAUCACAGACGAGGUGUGCAGGAUGCGUCACACUGAAUGGAACAGUGCGUUCCACCUGACUUGUACGCAAGUGCUACAGAAGGUGCUUGGAGGGGAAUUUGGCAUAUUUUUCGUCGACAACGCCCACUUCGUGGACUCUGAGUCCUGGUCUAUCAUGUGGCCCCUGCUCCAAAGCGUCACGGUCCUUAUGGUCAUGAGCUUAGCUCCGGGCCGUGACAGAGCAGAGGACAUUUUCAAAGCUGCCACGGACAGCACAACAUCGGAGAGAAUCACCUGUCUUCGUCUGGAAGGGCUGAAAGCUUCAGACGUGGUGCGGAAAGCCUGCCAGGAGCUUGGAGUGCGCAGCAUCCCCAGGGAGCUGGCAAGGUUCCUGAUCCAGAGAAGCUCUGGCAUCCCAUAUUACUGUGAGGAACUGCUGCGCUCCCUGCGUUGCAACAACAUGCUCUUGUUGCACACCGGGAGGCCGAAGGAAGGAGAGGACAGCUGGCAGAGCCUGAUGGCCAAGGCAUCACCCGCUGUCACAGCUGCCUCAAGCCCGGGUAGCGGGUGUGACGGAGAAAGGAUGUGUGCCAUCAGACCAGACGUGAACCUGGAGACCUCCAUGCUGCCGUUUGCCUUGAAAGAGAUUGCGCUGGCUGAGCUGGACCGGAUGGAUCUACAGAAGCAGAUGGUUCUGAAGUUUGCAGCCAUCAUAGGGCCGGUGUUUACAACCCAGCAGCUGGUUCACAUCCUUCCCAUCUCUGUAAAUCAGUGGAUUAAUCCACUGCUGGACAUGCUGGUGAAGGACAACAUCCUGAAGCGGCUGGAGAACACAGAGGAGCCGGAAGACGUGCAAGGUGCUCCAGAGGGGCCGGCCACCUCCGGGCAGGCAGGAAGCGGUAAGUGGUGGCUGCAGCGUGAGCCCAGGAGCGCUGGGGCUCCACAGGGCCCUGCUCACACACCUUUGUGCAGAGAGAGAUUCUCAGUGGCUGUUGGAAGUGCCUCUGCCACUGUGCUAGCAGGCGCUGAAAAACAACAGUCUGACGUCCUGGCCUUCUGCGCCCCACUGCUGUGGGAGGCGACGUACGAGCUGUGGCCCACGAGGGAGAGGGUGAACAUUCACCGCCAGUGUGCCGCCUUCCUGGAGAAGCAUGCGCACAAAUGCCAGAGGUGCCACGGAGGGGACUUUGUGGCCUUCCACCGCUUCGGCGUCUCCAGCCCCCAGAAGCAGGGGAGCUGCCAGGGCUCUGCUGAUGAGGAUGACUGGUGCAGCUGGGAGGCCUUGGUAGUUGCUGGAGAACACCUGAGGAGGGCCAGGACCCACCCUGCAGAGGGCGAGAUUCUGGCAGAGGGCGAGCAGACAACUCUGCGGGCCGAGGACGGUGGCGAGUGCUCCUGCCAGUGCGAAGCCAUCGCCGAAGCAGUGCUUGUGCCCCUGGCUCGCCACUACAGGGCAAUGGGCAGCACUUCCCAAGCCCUCUAUUAUGUGCUGGAGUGUGCGGCUGCCUACCUGCACGUCUCCAACAGCUACAUGGCCCUCAUGAAGCUGAGCGAAGCAGAGGCUCUGAGGAGCUCCGUCAAAAAGGAAAGAAAUGCCAUCGACCGCUUUGAGGAGGCCAUCUUCUUCAGCCUCAAAGGAGAGGUCUGCAGUAACGUGGGAUGUGUGAAGCUGGCCAAGGAAAUGAGCAGGCAGGCGCUGAGACUGCUGGAAAAGCGGUUCCCCCGGACUCGUGCCGGGGCCUUUGUCAAGUCUCUGUGGGAAGGGUUGAAGCGUGCUCCUCAGGCCACAGGCAGAGCGUCCUUCCUUCCCCAGGAGGCUCGGAGGAAGAAGCAAGCCUGGCUGGUUCAGCGGAGCAGAUGCCUCUCCUUGCUCGAGGACCUCUACAGCCAGGAGGGCACAUCUGGCGGACAGAGGUUCUCCCGCCUGGCAGCGCUCAUGAAGGCCAACACGGACAGCAAGAUGCACUCCUAUCAGGCAGCAGACUCACACAUUGGACAAGCCUUGAAUUAAGGAAAAUAGGCUUAGACAACGAGUGCAGACAGCGGGUCUCCUGUUCCUCCAAGUGACACCGUUCAGGUACCCUACGUCUGGAAUGCAGACAGCAGGCUAGGACAGUAAACCACAAAUUAACAAAGAAGCAACAAAUUGGUGGACGGAGUUGUAGCCGAUGAGAGGACCGGCCAAAGCCAGGUGAAAGAAUACAGUGAGGAAGACCAUGGCCUUCAUCAGAAAGACCACCAGACAACCAGCAAGAGAUACCACGCAUGCGUAAAAGAACU
Messenger RNA from Gallus gallus (chicken), 2372 nucleotides. Its product is annotated as adenylate cyclase type 10-like. Bases 136 to 2103 code for a protein of 655 amino acids. Gene Ontology annotation, molecular function: adenylate cyclase activity. The record is from RefSeq and is a predicted model, not a curated record. Gene Ontology annotation, cellular component: cytoplasm. The transcript is spliced from 11 exons. NCBI's taxonomy places the organism in Eukaryota, Metazoa, Chordata, Aves, Galliformes, Phasianidae.